AUGUCAAAUAGUAAUAUAAAAACGCCUACAAAACAAAAAUUGUUUAAUGACGGUAUUAUAGAUAGUAGUGGUACAGAUGUGAAUGAUAAACUUGAGAAUUUUUCCGAUAAUCCUCUCGAUGUUAGCAGUGGUGCUCGUCAUAAUGAACAUGCAUUUUUUGGUGAUGUAUCAACAAUCAAAGAAUUAGAAAAUGAUUUAACAGAUUUAUUACAAAAAUUUCGUGCUGGAACAUUACUUGCAUUUAGUCCUCAAUUUACAUGCACAAAAAUGGAUACGAUUCGAGAACAACAAGAACAAUUAGCAAAAUUACAUUUUUCCUUAGAUAAAGAUUUAUCGAAUAUUAAUAUUGAGUCAGAUGAAUGUCAAAAAAAAGCAAAUGAAAAUAUGAGCUGUUUAAUGAGAAAAUUACAAAAAUUGACUGAAGAAAUGUAUCCUUUUUCAAAAGAAUUUAAGAACAUAUUUUUAAUAUUUUCAUGCUCACGUUCAAUAGACUAA
Didymodactylos carnosus is the source of this 495-nucleotide messenger RNA. Lineage: Eukaryota; Metazoa; Rotifera; Eurotatoria; Philodinida; Philodinidae. The record is from the annotation of a GenBank genome assembly.